AACCAACCCCAAUAAUACCAUCUCUCUAAUAGUAUUUCUUCUUCAACUCUCUCCGCUUCCUUUCACAAACUCAAUUUGAAGCAAUGGCAGCUAUUAAUUCUAGUGUUUUGGCAUGUAACUAUGCAAUCUCAGGCACAACAUCAUUAGAUGCCAACUGGAAGCUUCCCUCAGUUACAUCUUCAUCUGUUUCAGGUCCUAAAUUGCCAGUGAUCAAGGCUCAACAGGCUAAGGUAGUUUCUGACAACAAGGAGGCAAUAGGAGCUAGUGAGGGAAGAAGAGCUGCACUUGUUUGCCUUGCAGCUGCUCUUUUUGCUGGCGCCACCUCAAGCGCCUCGGCCAAUGCUGGAGUCAUCGAAGAGUACCUUGAGAAGAGCAAAGCUAACAAGGCACUGAACGACAAGAAGAGGUUGGCCACAAGUGGAGCAAACUUUGCUCGUGCAUACACAGUUGAGUUCGGAACAUGUAAAUUCCCUGAGAACUUCACCGGCUGUCAAGAUCUUGCCAAGCAAAAGAAAGUACCAUUCAUUUCGGAUGAUUUAGCUCUAGAAUGUGAAGGGAAGGAUAAGUACAAGUGUGGUUCCAAUGUUUUCUGGAAGUGGUGAACAAACAAUCUCUCUGUUAUCUCCACAACUUGUUUACUAUUACUUUCACUAAAUUUUCCAUUGAAGCACCUUAAAAUCAAAUUGUUCUAUAGCCUUCAGUACUUUUCUAAUGUUCCAUUGCAGUCUUCGUUUUUUUUUGCUGUACAUCACAAGAAUUUAAUGGAGUACUGCAGACAAGGGACUC
Messenger RNA from Telopea speciosissima, 786 nucleotides. Its product is annotated as photosystem I reaction center subunit N, chloroplastic-like. The record is from RefSeq and is a predicted model, not a curated record. Gene Ontology annotation, cellular component: chloroplast photosystem I. The transcript has 3 exons. The coding region runs from base 84 to 602 and encodes 172 amino acids. NCBI's taxonomy places the organism in Eukaryota, Viridiplantae, Streptophyta, Magnoliopsida, Proteales, Proteaceae. Gene Ontology annotation, biological process: photosynthesis.